CUCUCUCCUCUCUCCUCUGUCUCUCUUACAACUUGUAGCUUUUGCCACCUCUUCUCUUCUUUUCUUCUCCUCUGGGAGGAGAAAAGGAUUGCACAAAUAUAGACAGAGAGCAGCAGCACCCACACUCAAUACCAGUUUCGAAUUUCAACGCCACACCAAAAAGGAAAACAAAAAAAGUAAAAUUCUCUCUUCGUCUCCAUUCUAGGGUUUUCGCUUCCGCCAUUGUCACGCACAUUCAGACAUUCUCUUCGCCUUCGUACCCCGCGAGCAUUGCUCCGAGCUCCCUGAGUUCGCACUCGUCACUGAUUCGAAUUUCCCGAUUUCUUCUUCGUUUCGGUAAUUGCGAAGGAUUUUAUCGGUUUUGUUUGAAGGAUUUCUUGUGCACGGACCCAAGGGUCUUGGUCAUUUACAGCAGUCAUUUACUAUUGCUGAUUGUUACCUACAGAUAUAUACAAGUCUCAAUGGUAUGCUCACUUGGAAGUGGGAGGAUGGCGGUGAUGGCAAGGCUUCUUGCAUCGGGUAGUGUCACACAAAGCAUAGCAGAGGAAGUUGGCCAUCAGAAGUUUGAUGCUCAAAUGAUUUGCAGAGAGUUAAGCGACGCAAAUGAAGCAAAUUUGCUUGACGAAGAAGAUAUGCAUGUGUUUGGUUUGAAGCCGAUGGAUGAUCCUUUGCAUUUGGUAUGUUGCAAUGCUUGUAAAAGACCAGUCAAGGCCAGUCAAUAUGUGGCACAUGCAGAACUUUGUAGGUCAUUAAAUGCUAUGCAAGAAACUACUUUGGAGCCUGAUGGAAGUAUGGGACAAAGGAAACCUCCAAGGAAGGAGAAGAAAAAGUUGUUAUCUGCUUAUGCUAACCAGUCCACAUCAGUUGGGGAGCUAGAAAGAUCUGAGUCUGUAGAAGCAGAUGAUAUUGCUGUAUCACAACCCCAGUUGGAUGGGCAAAUCGGAAUGAAUUCUUGCUGUUUUAUGGAGACAAAAAGGAAUUCAGCUUAUGUAGAUGCGACAUAUAUGAUGGAUGGUUCAGGAGUUAGUCCUGGAAAUACCAAUGGCUCAACAUGUGUGAUGCUUCCUCCAACAAAACGGUCUAAAAUGGUAGCAGGUGAGCAGCUGCCACUAUCAGAUAUAGGAAUAGUAUCUGCUGUAUCAAAACUUACAAGCACUCAGGAUGCAUGCCCUUAUAGGGAUUCUUCAAAAGGAGUCAUUUCUGUAAGUGAAAUACCUAAUGACUCUGCCCUUAAAUAUAAGAAGUCUGGGCAAGCCCUUGAAUGCUGCAUGCCAAUUAAAGAUUGCCCUCUUCCCCUUGCUACUAAAGUAUAUUACUCUCAAAAAAGCAAUCGUCUUCGAUCAGCACUUUGCCAUCUUUACUAUGAGGCAGUGGCAUCAACUAAGGAGCUGUGUAGUGACAUGAGAGACUCACAGUCUUUACCUUCCAUGAGGAAACCUGAUCAAAUUCUUGCACAAAAUUCAGAAGUUUGCUUGGGGAACUCAGUAGGUUCCCUGCCUGAUGGCGACUUCUCAAAUCAGUUUCCUGUUGAUAAUGUUCCAAGGCCUCAGGUUGCUGGUGUUGGUUUAACAAGAAGCAAAAUUCUUUCAAAACCUUAUUCUUUUGCGGGUAACUCAGGACAAUCACUGGGGACCAUGCAACAGCAAAAUGGUAGUGUUCACGUUAUAUAGGAAUCCUGGUAGGAAUUUUUGGCUCGGUGAAGGUUUAAUUUUAACCUAAUGCUUGAGGUUAGGACUUAGGAUUCUUUUUUUGAUAUUAACUAAGUUUAUCUUUAAAAUGUUCAUUCUAGGCUUUUACAUUCCAGUCAAUGACUGACCUAUAUUUAGAUAUCAAUUGCUGUGCAUUUCAAUUUUAAGUUUCUGUCAGAAGAUAUGCUACUCUCGAAUUUGUAAAUAUGACUACUUCUAGUCUUUUAAUCGGUUUAUAUUUUUAUUGUUCCAUUAGUUUGGUUAA
Molecule: messenger RNA, 1953 nt
Organism: Prunus mume (Japanese apricot)
Lineage: Eukaryota; Viridiplantae; Streptophyta; Magnoliopsida; Rosales; Rosaceae
Source: RefSeq, a predicted model, not a curated record